This is a messenger RNA of Pectinophora gossypiella (pink bollworm), 2675 nucleotides long. Its product is annotated as ionotropic receptor 21a-like. The record is from RefSeq and is a predicted model, not a curated record. The transcript is spliced from 9 exons. Gene Ontology annotation, cellular component: membrane. Gene Ontology annotation, molecular function: ligand-gated monoatomic ion channel activity. Lineage: Eukaryota; Metazoa; Arthropoda; Insecta; Lepidoptera; Gelechiidae. Bases 1 to 1830 code for a protein of 609 amino acids.
AUGUUGCUCGCUGGGACCAUGCAGGCGACUUUGCCAUCAAUUGAAAUUUUGUUACAAAUUAUUAUCAACAAUUUCUUGGCCAAUUCUUACUGCAUCACUUUCGUUUCCGAAGAAGACAUAAACUUUCAGAUCCCUUUUAGCUUCACAUACAUUGCUACAAAUGGAACUGAUUUGGAUGAAUUAGCAAAUAAAAUAUUGGACGUUUCAGAAAAGGGUUGCUCUGAUUACAUUGUAAGGGUGAAAGAGCCAAGUAUAUUUAUGGAAGCAUUCGAAAAAGUGAACUAUAUGGGUAAUGCAAGGCGCAGUAACAGAAAGAUUAUAAUGCUACCUUUCAACGAGAGCGAUGAGGAUACGAAAGUUUUGUUAGACAUUCUGUUAAUGAAAGAGACAAGUUCUAUAGCAAAUAUUUUAUUGAUUGUACCUGCUAUAACAAAAACACCAGGAUGUACAAGUUACGAUUUAGUUACACAUAAGUUUGUUGGACGUGAUGAUGAAGUUAGUAUGCGAGAAUACUUAGAUAAGUGGGAUUCUUGUACCAAGGAGUUUGAAAGGGGUGCUAAUUUAUUUCCGAAUGACAUAUCAAAUUUACAAGGAAAAAUUGUGAAAGUUGGUUGCUUUACUUACAAACCGUACGUUAUAUUGGACGUAGAUUCACCUACCGGACGUGAUGGCACCGAAGUAAGGAUUGUCGAGGAAUUUUGCAGAUGGGUGAACUGUACAAUUGAGAUAGUAAGGGAAGACGAAGACCAAUGGGGCGAGAUGUAUGAGAACAGAACAGGAAUCGGUGUACUUGGAAGUGUCAUUGAGGAUCGAGCUGAUCUUGGAAUAACUGCUCUUUAUUCUUGGUACGAAAUAUAUUUAUAUUUAGACUUCUCUGCUGCAUCAAUAAGGACCGCAAUAACAUGUAUUGCUCCUGCACCAAGAUUGCUCGUAAGCUGGGAAAUGCCUCUAUUACCAUUUAGCUGGAAUAUGUGGAUAGGCACUGUCCUAACAUUUAUUAUCAGUUCCUUAGCACUUAUUUUAGCAAUGGACUGCUCUAGCAACAAAGCUUUUUUGACCAUUUUUGGAAUGAUGACUGCACAAUCACAAGACGAUGCUAGUGGAAGUUGGAAGAUCCGAAGUGUGACAGGUUGGUUGCUGGUAGCAAGUCUGAUCCUCUGUAGUGCCUACGGAGCUGGUCUUGCUUCAACAUUCACCGUGCCUAAGUUCGAGAACUCUGUGGACACCGUUCAAGACAUUACUGAUAGAAAACUACAGUGGGGAGCAACGCAUGAUGCUUGGAUAUACUCACUGACACUUUCGCCAGAGCCUUUAAUAAAACAAUUGGUCAGUCAAUUUAAGAUUUACAGCGCUGAAGAAUUAAAACGGAGGAGCUUUACUAGAAGUAUGGCUUUCAGUAUCGAAAAAUUGCCAGCUGGUAAUUUUGCAAUCGGCGGAUACAUCACUAAGGAGGCAGUGCCAAAUCUGAUGAUAAUGAGAGAGAACUUCUACUACGAGCAGAAUGUGGUGAUGGCACGAAAGAGUUCACCGUAUACUGCGAAAGUAAGCGACUUGAUCGGCCGUCUUCACGAGACCGGCUUGAUGUUAGCUUGGGAGACCCAGGUUGCCUUAAAGUAUUUAGAUUACAAAGUACAAAUUGAAGUAAAACUAUCGCGUUCUUUACAAAAGGCUGUAAAGAUUGAACCUUUAAGCUUUCGUCACAUUGUGGGCAUAUUCUACAUUUACAUAGUGGGUAUCGCUAUUUCAUUGCUACUAUUCGUCGUUGAACUAUGUGCUAAACGAGAGAGAAAUGAGCUUAAACCUAGUAGUCCUAUUCAUUUACCUAUGUGAGAGUUUAAAAAAAACAAGCUUAGGUAUACAUUUUAUACAUGCACCGAAUGAAAAGUUUAACGCUUAACUAGUCAACGAAAUUAUUAUUCCCUAGUAUCUACUAUUUUGUGUGUGUCUGAAUAACUUAUAAUAAAAUCUGGCAAAAUCCAUUUUUCUUUCCUUAUAAUGAGGAGGAAGAUCAACCUCAGCAACCCUGUGGUCAGGGAUGUAGUUUAUUGUAAAAUUUUAGUGUAUGUACCUACGUACCUGUUUACUAUAAUAUAUCGUUUAUUAUUUUAGAACUUCACUAAGUUAAAGAAGUCACGCAAUUAAAGAAGCGUUUCUGAUUUGAUUUCUCACAGUUAAAUGCAUCAGAAAACGCUAUACGAUAACUUUACAAUUAUCGAAAAAGUUAGUUUAGUAUAAUUAAAUUUUGCAACCGGUCAGUAGGUAUUUAUGUAAAAUAUUACGAGGGAAGCAGCGGUUCCCAGUCAGUGGUGAUGAGAGAAAACUUCAACCACCUAUCACUAUCACUAAAAACUCAUUUCAAUAUUAACUACACGAUACUUUCAUAAAAAUCUCGCGAAAACUACACACAAUUACUUUUGAAAUUCCCGCCAGUUCCGUAAGUAAAAGUACGUUCAUAAACCGAAAUAAAGCCGUGUUUGUGUUACUUGUAUUAAAUAUCGAAAAGACUUUACGGCACUAGAAAAGUUUCGUAUUUUGUUUCAGAUUCUGGCUUACUUUUCAUUGUCUCUAAAUAAUAAUAAAGUAAGUUCUAAAAUCCGGAGUCUAGGUUUCCUACAAAAAUAUAAAUCAGAAACAGACAUAAUAACACUCUUAAUGCCAUUGCUUACAGCAGACAU